CUGGGUGUCGAAAAUCCCCCUUCUUUCCCCUCUAUUUUCUUGCCCUAGCCCUCUCUCUCUCUCUCUCUAUCUCUCCCGUACCAGGCGACAGAAGAAGGAAGAGGAGGAAGCCGAAGAGGGAAGGAACAACAGGGAGCGGCUAGAAAAAAUAUUUGUUGUCUCUUACAUGCUGAUAUGGAGCACUCAAGGAGCUUUAUAUACCCCUUCCUGAACUGCAAAGUGAUCAACAACCAGCCCCAAGUGGCAAUCGAUGUACCAUAUGCAACUGGCUAAAGAUAACAAGCACAUGCAAAUCUGAUUGUCAUUCUAGAGUUGUGAUGUGAAAUUCCUAAUCCACCACCAACAAUGUCAGAACAUCUGGAUCCAAUAUUUAUUUGGCUCCUAGGCUUCAAGCAGAAGAGUUCACUCUUUGCAGAAUUCUCACUUGCUUAUUCUUCCAUAGUGGAUGGGAGCUAGAGGAUGUCUUGUGGAUACUGGUAUGGUUUGAGCAGGUCAAACUUCAAGGUAGCCUAAAAAAUUGGAUCAGGCGGAUGAUUGUUUUCUUCUUGGGGAGUUGUGGGCUUGGCUUAGUAGUGGUAGGAUGCCCACCAAGUGCAUUCUUCCAGUACUAUGAUAGAGGGAGGUUUCUUUCUUAGUCAUCAUCACAAGGAUUCUGUCACAGACUCACAUGAGCUUUUAGGACUUGGGGCUUUGUAUCGUUGUGGAAGUGAAGUCAUUUUUAUUCUACUGUCUUCAUGGAAGUUGUAUCCAACAAGCAAUCGUUUGCUGAUGAGGAAUCCUUGAUUGACAUAUCCAAUGGGCAACUUGAAGAUCCGUCCAUGAUAGAUCAUCCCACUGGAGUUGAUCAUGCUGCUCUUUCCCAAGCUCUUUUGGUAGGACAAGAAUUUGCAGAUGUUGAUUCUUGUAGGAGGACACUGAAAGAGACUGCAAUUGCUUUUCAUUUUGAUCUUCGUAUGGUUAAAUCAGAUAGAUGUCGUGUGAUAGCCAAGUGUGCUAAGGAGGGAUGUCCUUGGCGUGUACAUGCAGCCAAGUGUCCGGGUGGUCCAACCUUUACAAUAAGGACACUUCGUGGAGUGCAUACCUGUGAAGGGGUACGUAAUUCACGGCACCAACAGGCAUCCGUAGGUUGGGUUGCAAAAUCCGUCGAAGCACGUCUACGGGAUAAUCCACGCUACAAGCCGAAAGACAUUCUAAGAGACAUCCGCCAACAGCAUGGUGUUGCUGUGUCAUAUAUGCAAGCAUGGCGCGGCAAGGAGCGUAGCAUGGCUGCAGUUCAUGGAUCUUAUGAGGAAGGGUUUCGCCUUCUUCCUGCAUACUGUGAGCAGAUUAGGAAAACAAACCCUGGAAGUAUAGCUUUGGUUGUUGCCACUGGGUCAGAUAAUCACUUCCAUCGUCUUUUUAUAUCUUUCCGAGCAUCAAUAUAUGGAUUUAUAAAUGGUUGUCGGCCACUCUUGGAACUGGAUAGGGCAUAUAUCAAAAGCAAGUACUUGGGAACUCUGCUUUGUGCUGCUGCCGUUGAUGGUGAUGGCUCAGUCUUCCCUCUGGCAUUUGGCAUAGUGGAUGUUGAAUCAGACGAGAAUUGGAUGUGGUUCCUAUCAGAGUUGCGGAAACUUCUUGGUGUCAACACUGAGAACAUGCCCAGAUUGACGGUGUUGUCUGACAGACAACAGGGAAUUGUAGAUGGAGUUGAGACACACUUCCCAACUGCAUAUCAUGGGUUUUGUUUGCGUUAUCUUAGUGAGAAUUUCCGCGAUGAAUUUAAGAACACCAAGCUGCUCAACCUAUUCUGGAAUGCUGCCUAUUCAAUCACACCAGUGGAAUUUGAAGCAAGACUUGUGGAGAUGGAAGAGAUAUCAAGAGACUCUGUUCAAUGGAUUAAUCGGUAUCCCCCUAGACUAUGGGCUGUGGCAUAUUUUGAAGGAGUGCGGUACGGACAUCUUACUUUAGGUAUAACUCAGUUGUUGAGUUCAUGGGUUAGUGAAGCUCAGUACCUUCCAAUAAUUCAGAUAAUGGAAUAUUUCCGAACUCAACUAACUGACUGCUUUAAUGAACGGAGAAAUAGAGGCAUGGCCUGGUCAACAAUUCUUGUACCAUCUGCAGAGAAGCAUAUGUCAGAAGCCAUUGCUGAUUCCCGUUGUUACCAAGUCCUUCGUGCAAAUGAGGUGGAAUUCGAAAUUGUAUCCACAGAGAGAACGAAUAUUGUUGACAUAAGGAGCCGUUGUUGCUCCUGCCGCCGCUGGCAGCUCUUUGGUCUUCCGUGUGCACAUGCUACUGCUGCUCUUCUGUCUUGUGGUCAAAAUGCUCACUUGUUUGCAGAAUCUUGCUUCACAGUUGCCAAUUAUCGGGAGACGUAUUCACAAAUCAUACAGCCAAUACCUGAGAGAAGCCUGUGGCAGGAAAGAGCAGAAGGGAGCAAAGAUGGGGGAGCCAGUGCUGAUAUUGUCAUACGGCCACCAAAGACCCGGCGUCCACCAGGCCGCCCAAAAAAGAAGCUUGUGCGGGCAGAGAGCAUUAACCGAGUAAAGAGGAUUGUAAAUUGCGGGAGAUGCAAUCAGUCAGGGCAUUCCCGCAAAAAAUGCCAAGCACAAAUUCUGGAGCAGAUUGCUCUGCGCUGAGUUGUACUGUAAUUGUAUUGUCCUCUUCUCAUAAUGAACCCGUUUCCCAAUUAAAAUCAUAUCAUUAGUAAAGAUACA
This is a messenger RNA of Nymphaea colorata (pocket water lily), 2693 nucleotides long. RefSeq lists its product as uncharacterized. The record is from RefSeq and is a predicted model, not a curated record. The transcript is spliced from 3 exons. Lineage: Eukaryota; Viridiplantae; Streptophyta; Magnoliopsida; Nymphaeales; Nymphaeaceae. Gene Ontology annotation, molecular function: zinc ion binding. Bases 735 to 2615 code for a protein of 626 amino acids.